GCUGCACAGCGCUUCCCUCCCGCCCGGCGCUGGGCGCAGGCCGCGGCCUGGCCCGGCAGGAUGCUGAACGUCCCUGCGCAGGCCUUCCCUGCGCCCAGCUCCCAGCAGCGGGUGGCUGCGAGCGGCCGUGCCAAGGUACCUCUGAAACCAGGAAGGAGUCUUAUGGAUUGGAUUCGACUAACUAAAAGUGGGAAGGACUUGACUGGUUUGAAAGGGAGGCUCAUUGAAGUGACAGAAGAUGAGCUUGCUAAACACAACAGAAAGGAGGACUGCUGGAUAUGCAUAAGAGGGUUUGUGUACAAUGUCACCCCCUACAUGGAGUAUCAUCCUGGUGGCGAGGAGGAGCUGAUGAAAGCAGCAGGAGCUGAUGGGACAGAUCUCUUUGAUCAGGUUCAUCGUUGGGUCAACUAUGAAUCAAUGCUGAAGCAAUGUCUUGUUGGGAGAAUGGCUGUCAAGCCUGCUGCUGCUCCAAAAGAGAUUUCUUCUGCUCUCUCUGAAGAGAAGAAACAACUUAAUGGUUUGCUCCCUGAGAAGGUGGCAGUGGCUGCUUCUGCUAAAGAUUUAACUCCAAGCUACGACUGGUUCCAGACAGAGGCCUCGGUCACUGUCGUCAUAUAUGCUAAGAAGAAGGAUUUGAAUGCAGAGUCAGUGAUUGUUGACUGUCAAGACAAACGGUUCAGGGCAGAGCUGCUCGUGGAGGACCUCUCCUACCUCCUACAGCUUGACUUGAUGCAUGCAGUCCAAGAAGAUGUGGCUGUAAAUAUUGCUGGAAAAGUUGGGAAAGUGGAGAUUGCCCUAAAGAAAAAGGGUAACAUUCACUGGAACGUUCUGGGCCAUCCCUUGGAGAGUCAUAACACAGUGAUCAGGUGCACAGACAGAGGACUCUUCUACAGAAGAUGCAAGUUGGUUUCUAAGGCAGAAGUUACCCACGACACCAGGCUCUUGUGCUUGAUGUUGCCUAAGAGCACACAUCUGCAGGUUCCCACUGGACACCAUGUUUACCUCAAACAGCUCAUUGCAGGAACUGAGGUGGUAAAACCAUACACACCUGUACUGCCCUCUCUGCCACUGGAUUCCAAAGAGCCAGCUCAGCAGGACGGUGCAUGUUUGUAUUUAAUGGUUAAAAUGUAUUCCUCUGGACUGUUCACACAGGCCCUUGACCACCUGCAGAUUGGAGAUUCUAUUUCUGUCAGCAAUCCUGAAGGUAACUUCAAGAAGUCACAGGUUCAGACCUCAGAAGAUCUCUUUUUGUUGGCAGCAGGCACAGGGUUCACACCAAUGGUCAAGCUGCUGAGUUUUACUCUGGCUGAAGUGAGCUGCCUUCGGGCAGUGAAGCUGAUCUUCUUCAACAAAACAGAAGAUGACAUACUUUGGAGAGACCAACUAGAACAAUUAGCUCUUAAAGAUGAAAGGUUUGAAGUAGAAUUUGUCCUUUCACAACCUACGAAGGACUGGGUGGGUAAACAGGGGAAGAUUUCCUCAGCUCUUCUCUCUGAGUUUGUGAAAAGAAGCAGGAAAGAUUCCAAAGUGCUUAUCUGCAUCUGUGGCCCAGCACCAUUUACAGAACAAGGAGUGCAAUACCUGAAGGACCUUGGCUACUCCCAGGAAGAGAUCUACACUUUCACUGCAUAAAGCCCUGAGAGAAUAUCAAUGUUUGGAUAAACCAACCUUAUUUAUUUGACACCCAUGAACUUAAACUAAGUGAGAAGCAACUUUUGUAAGACUUGAAAUUUCACUCUUGGUACCAAAACUCUUUCUCAGAAGAAAUCUUUGAAACAAAAAACAA
This is a messenger RNA of Pogoniulus pusillus (Red-fronted tinkerbird), 1786 nucleotides long. RefSeq names its product cytochrome b5 reductase 4. Gene Ontology annotation, cellular component: endoplasmic reticulum. Lineage: Eukaryota; Metazoa; Chordata; Aves; Piciformes; Lybiidae. Gene Ontology annotation, biological process: superoxide metabolic process; generation of precursor metabolites and energy. Bases 61 to 1632 code for a protein of 523 amino acids. Gene Ontology annotation, molecular function: heme binding; FAD binding; cytochrome-b5 reductase activity, acting on NAD(P)H. The transcript is spliced from 16 exons. The record is from RefSeq and is a predicted model, not a curated record.